UCUGGUGCGGAGCACGACUGCACAGUCCGGUCAUUGAUUGAUUGUAUAUGUGCAGAUAUUAAAUUAAAUAGAUACAAUUUAUUUUUUCUUGGGAUUUUAAAAUAUACAUCAUCGCAGUUCGUGCGGGGGACGAAUGGAAAGAUCGUGAAAUCACCUUAAAUCCAUAUCCAGGAUUUGUUUCGCCUUCAGCUGGCUCAGUUCGACAGAGCUGUCGUUUUCUUGAGUGAACAUGACGGCAGGCUCGAUCGUGGCACCUCAGAUCAUUCCCAUCAGAAUUCCCCUGCCUGGCAAGGCCAAGCACCAGAUAGACACCAACACACCCGUGGAGAUCAAGUCAGACACCCCAGACGUCAGUAUUUUCUUCACCCUGGACGGCAGUAAACCGGAGGUGCUGAAGAAGCCGGGGUUUGGAGAGAGCAGCACACUGCGGUACCGGGGGCCCGUAGCCUUACCUGAGGGUAAGGUAACGGUGAAAGCACUCGCUGUUAGCAGGGAUGGCAGGGAGAGUGCAGUCGUCACCAAGUUCUUCCUGGUAGAGUAUCUUCCUCCUCCUGAUGACCCAGCCUUACUUGAAGAUGAUAAAGACAACUUUCUUGAAGAGUACACCCAGGACACGGCCCGCGACACUGCCUGGGACACGACCCGAGACACUGCCCGCGACACAGCCCGGGACACUGCCCGCAAGGAAUCCCUGGAAGGAAGCGCUUUCUUUCCGGGCGGGAGAAGAGCAGCAGGCAGCGCCUGGGAGGAGACGGCACAGAAGCUCCAAGCUGUGAAGAUCCAGGGCCGCCUCUCCCACAAGCCUCCCAAGGGACCCCACUACCUGACCACUCGCCUGGGUCCCCUCUGGCCAGGCUCAGAGCCUGUCUCCGCCCUGUCCUCUCACCGGCUACAGGCAGAGGAAUCUGUAGACAAUCCCCGGAAAAGUCUGACUAGCACCCAGAUGUCCCGAAUCCAAAGAGAAACAGACUUCCUUAGGUGUGCCCAGUGCCUUUCUCCUCGCCCCUCGGACCCCUUUGCCCGUUUCUGCCUGCAGUGCGGCGCCCCUGUGCCCCCAGUGCCGGGCCAACGACUGCCCCCCCCAGAAGGAGGACAGAUGGUGAUGUGUGUCCACUGCAAAACAAUGGUGCCCUUGAACACCUCCACCUGCGUCAUCUGUGAGGCUCCUCUGGCCCCGCAGCUGCAGGCCCAGGCCGGCAUCAGGCUCCAGGACAAGCUCAUAUGUCAGGUGUGUGGGACAGGCAACCCAGUGCACAUCAGUCACUGCGUCACCUGUGAGACCAAGCUGCCUGAAUCUCUGAAUGCUGUCUUUGGCGGGCAGAGUGCAACACCUGUGCCCAUUUCUGAUGGCAAGAUGCUCUCCUGCUCCAAAUGUGGGAGAGUCAACACAUCAGAUGCCCGUUUCUGUGACUGGUGUGGCGCCAAGCCUGCGCAGCCAGUGAGCUACGUGACCUGUUCUCGGUGUGGGGCAAGCAGUCACCCCUAUGCCAACUUCUGUGGCUCCUGUGGGGUGUACCUGGAGGCCCCCCCCAGACCAGACUCUCGCGCCAGCAUGUCCUGGUCAGCUCUAGACCCAGACCAGAUCCGCUCAAUGCAGGCGCAGGACGCCACCUGGCAGCCCCUCUCCCUGUCCCUGCCACAGCCCUGGGCAGAGCAGACCCAGAGAGUGGACCGGCAGACCCAGACAGUCGGGCUGUUCUACCCGUCCAGCACCGAGCUGCAGAAGAAGGAGCAGCAGGUGGCCCAGCAGCUGGAGAAGCAGGAGCAGAUGAGGGACCGCAAACCCUUGCUCACGGCCGUCAGCCCCGGCAGAGGGUACUGGAGGAAACAGCUGGAUCACAUCUGCGCCCACCUCCGGAGCUACACGCAGAACAACACCGAAUUCCGAGCCCUGAUCGGCGAGCCCCGGAUGGGGAAGAUGAUCUCAGCUGUUAUACAGGAAGACAACUACGAAGUCAGUCUGAGAAUCAAUUUCGUUCUGGCAGGAGACAAGCACGGCCUCACAGGCAAUCCGUUCAGGCCGUCCGGGAACAACCUGCUGAGCAGCGUGACGGAGGGGAGGAGCAGCCUGUCGGGCAGCCAGGCCAGCCUAGGAAGUGAAAACAAUGUCCUGUUUGCUGCAGUUCCCAAGAAAUCCAAAAAGAAGAAAAGAAAGCCCUUGGAGACGCAGGACAGUGUACCAUCCCGGGACAGGCAGCUGCUGCAGGAGCUGGGGCCCCAGGGGAGAGGCCGGAUUUCCGUGGUGCAGCAGCUACUGGAUGAGGGCGCUGACCCGAACCAUCUGAACAGCGACGGGCGCCCAGCUCUCACUGUGGCUGUGCUGGGUGGGCACCAUGAGGCUAUCCCUGUACUGGUUCACAAAGGAGCCGACAUUGACCAGCAGUCGGGACCGGUGAACAACACAGCCCUGCACGAGGUGGCUGCUCUGGGGAACCAGGGGCUGCAGUGCGCCGAGACACUGCUGGGAUGUAACGCCAGCAUCAGGAAGAAGAACGACAAGGGUCUGACGGUUUAUGACUUGGCUGUGAAGUCGGGCUGCAAUCCACUCAUUUCGUUGUUUGCUGCCAAAAUGGGCCAGGGCCUGGUGGACAAACUGUCCAAGCCCAGGACCGUUAGUUUAGAUGCAUUUUAACAACAGGCACCAAGGCCCACAUACACAUACUUCUGCUUCCUACGGUCCUCUACUGAGAGGCCUGUUUCUGUUAAGUGGAAUUUCACAAUGUCAGAUUAUGGGAGUGUAUUUUUUUUUUGUUUAAAUCAAACCAAUUUAUGGACACUUUUCUAUUGCGUGUGCUAGGAUUUGUCUUGGUUGGCAAUCCAUCCACCAGUGCAGUAGGCAAAUGAAUUACAGUGAAGUAAUUUCAAUCACAAUGAAAGAGUGUUUUCUUAACGGAUUCUGACAGACGUAGGCCAAAAUAAGGUUCUUAAGAAGAUAAGACCAUUUGGCCUAUCUGGUAGUCAGUAGUUUAUUGAUCCCAGGAUCUCAUCUAUCUGUUUCUUGAAAGAAGCCAGUGUAUCAGCUUCAACAACAUUUUGAAUACUUGUAUCAGGUCCCAUCUUAGUCUUCGCUGCUUUGUUCCCUCAGUGAUAUUAAUACAGGACAUUUGCCUUGAGCCCCAGAAUGUUUCUGGUUGCUGUUCUCUGGGCUGAUUCCAGAACAGCAAUAUCUUUUUUGUCAAGUGGUGACCAAAAUUGUGCACAGUAUUCUGAAGAAGGAAUCCUUACUGGCGUAUAUACUGUAAAACUACAUAACAUCCCGUAAUUUGAAUUAUACACCGUUGAUAGCCCUUAUAGCCUAACAUUUUGUUUGGCUUUAGCUUUCUGCUUAUUGUUAAUGUUCAACUAUUAUUAAUGGUAAGAACAAAGAAUUGAUAAGGGGUUGUGAGUUUUACACAUGAAAAUUCACUUAAGAUAAAUCUUACUUCAGAACAGCCUUUUGUGUUUUUGAUCUAUUGCAUCAUCAGCUGUGUGUGUGGAUAAAUCAUAAUACUAUAAAUUACACUUGUCACCUUUAUGCCUCUGAAAUACAAACUUUUUAGAUCAAUCAUUUUAAAAUAUUUCUUGCUUCAUGUUUUUGCUGGUGCCAACAUCAAAUGGAAUUAAAUGACUAUUCAGAGCCCAUUAAUUAGCUAUUAGAAAUGAAGGUGAGGCUAUAUGAUGAUUUCCCUGUAUAACGCUAAGGAUUUUCAUGUGAAAAUACAAUAUUUUAAUUAAAACACGUUACAUUUGA
Molecule: messenger RNA, 3730 nt
Organism: Lepisosteus oculatus (spotted gar)
Lineage: Eukaryota; Metazoa; Chordata; Actinopteri; Semionotiformes; Lepisosteidae
Gene: dzank1
Product: double zinc ribbon and ankyrin repeat domains 1
Biological process (GO): eye photoreceptor cell development
Molecular function (GO): protein binding
Source: RefSeq, a predicted model, not a curated record